Selaginella moellendorffii is the source of this 2521-nucleotide messenger RNA. RefSeq lists its product as uncharacterized. The record is from RefSeq and is a predicted model, not a curated record. Gene Ontology annotation, molecular function: transcription cis-regulatory region binding; metal ion binding. The transcript has 10 exons. The coding region runs from base 132 to 2477 and encodes 781 amino acids. Gene Ontology annotation, biological process: positive regulation of transcription by RNA polymerase II. Lineage: Eukaryota; Viridiplantae; Streptophyta; Lycopodiopsida; Selaginellales; Selaginellaceae.
UUCUUAAUUUAAAAUUUCUGGCUCUCGAACUUAGGGUUCUUAGUGAUCCUAUAAACCCUAAGUGGUCGAUUCGUGAGCGAGGAGGGAGGAAGGUGUGGCGCCAAUCCAGGUACUCGGCUUCUAGCACUUUCAUGUCCAGUGUCCCCACGCCUGCAUCCGGAUCGACACUUUCCCACCGACAAUUCAGCGAAGACGCUCAAUCUCAUGGCACAGCCAAAUUGCCAGCAGGAGCGGCGGCGGGAGCUUCGUGCCCGGAGCACGAAACUUCCAAAAUCCGCGCGCUCAAUCCACUGGCCAGAGAGUUUGUCCCUGUUGAGGAGGGAUCUCCUUCUUCGCGGUCUCCGACCAAGAGAACAUCGAGUCGUGAAGGAUUUCCUUCAGCACCAAGGAACUUCUCAGAUCACGACGCCGCAGCUACAAGCUCCGAGGCAAAUAGUGGGGUGAAGGAAAAUUGGGUGGAAAGUGGCAUGCCCCACAAACAGUCACAAAAGCUGCAAGAAGUAACAGGAGGACUCUCAGCCGCUCUUAAAGUCCCUCAAGCAGGAAAAAGUUCUCUCAAGAUGGGACACGAAUUUACUUCUUCUCAGCACUCAACCCAGCCAUCAUCUUCACGACGCGGACAGACAUGGAACGCGAAUCAUCUACUUAACUUUCACUACGAUCCCAUCGUUCGACCGUCCCCAAGGCCUCCUCAGCGCAGGCAGCAUCAGAAAGUUCAGGCUUACGACAAAGAGCUCUUCUUGCAAGCAAACUUUCGGUUCUUGGUCUCGGAUUUUGGGGACUAUUUGGAGAACAGCACUGACCCAGACAAGAUGCUCGAGUGGGAAGACAUAGCCAUUGUGGAACUCUCGUCCUCGGUGGCUAUCCAGUGUCCGAUAUGCUUGGAAAGUCCACCUCUGUGCCCACAGAUCACGUCGUGCGGUCACGUCUUUUGCUUCCCAUGCAUUCUACGAUACUUCUCCGACGCGGACCACAAGACUCACGUAAAGAAAUGCCCGCUCUGCUUCGGCAUGACUUCUCCUAAGGAGCUGCGCACCGUCUACAUUCACAACGUGAAGGAACACAGGCCAGGUGACAAUGUUGGCUUUACGCUCUUGACGCGGGAUAAAGGGUCUGUUAUACCGUUCAAAAGAAACGAGUCGAGGGGAUCACCGGCUUACACCAAGGAUGGACGUUGCCAUCUGUACUCCAAGUUUACACUGACAUGCGACGUCGAGAUGACAACAAACAAUGCCGUUUCGGAGCUCACAGCAUGGGCUGAGAGAGCUCAGUCGGGCGAUGACGAAGACAUCGAACAGCUGCCUUUUGUGUUUGCGGCAAUCGAUGAGCUUAAGUCGAGAAAGGCUGCUUGGGACGAGCACCGGACGUUGGAGUUUAUCUCGAGCAGCCCAUCUGUAAGGCAGAGAAUUAUGGCUCAGGUGAAGGCUGGAAUCACAAAGCUGCCUGGAGAAGACUUCGAAAGUUCUAGCUCAGCUGGAAAACACCAUGAAAAGCAGGAAGUGUUGGAACCGUCGCCGCCGAAGCAAGAAGGCGUUUAUCACAUCAAUCCGUUCACUGAUGAACGAGAGUUGGUUGAUGUAGACAAGAAGCCAAAAUCGAAAGAUUUGCAUCAAGAGGACGCACCAGAGGACUGGGAAUCCAUCACUUCACCUGUGAAGACCGCGACUUAUAAGGACGCCAAAGACGCUAAACACGAAGAGACUGAUUCUUACAGCUUUUAUCAGGCCGCAGAUGGUCAACUCGUCAUUUUACAUCCUUUGACAAUGAAAUGCUUGGUUCACCACUAUGGAUCGUACACGUCUUUGCCUUCGAGAGUUGAAGGGAAAAUACUUGAGAUGGAAGCAAUGAUUCAAACCGAGCUGUCGAGAAAACGAUACCGCUAUUUGAGUCAUCUACCACUUACUAGCACCUUUCAGCUGUGCGAGGUGGACCUCUCAAAAAUCUUACCAAGCUCGUCACUGUCUCCCUUCAAGGAUGAGCUACAUGCUCGAGAGGUUCGCAGACAGAGACGCCUGAAACAGGACAAGAUGCUUAAAUCUGCUGGGCAAAGACUUGAAGAGAAAGUGGUGCCACCAUCUCCAGCAGACUACAUCGCGAUCAUGAACGCCCUUCACGAAGACGAAGUUCCAAACGACAGUGAGUUUGUCGCCGCUUCUACAGCACCAGUCCCGGCCUCGUCUCCACCUGUCGACGAGAGGAGACUCUUCUCGAGGGUGGCCAAGCUCGGCUUUGCUUCUGGACACGAUGCUCCGGAUCUCACGAACGACGGUCUCUCCUCUAACAGGCCACCGAUCCAACAACAGUCGCCAUGGAACCAAAAACAAGCUCCGGCUGGAAGCAGCAGCGGAGGAGCUUCCCUUUCUUUCGCGGACGCCAUACAGAGAAAAGUGGAGAAGAAAACUCCAGAGGCUCCCUCGCGUGGAGCAGCCCGCAAAGGCAAAGUUUUACUUUCUACUGGCAGUGGAAGAAAGUACUGAAUAGUCAAUGUGUUAAUAUAAAUACAAAGUGUUCAAAGGGUCAA